Messenger RNA from Ustilago hordei, 3513 nucleotides. RefSeq lists its product as uncharacterized. Gene Ontology annotation, cellular component: nucleus; site of double-strand break; Smc5-Smc6 complex. The transcript has a single exon. Gene Ontology annotation, molecular function: damaged DNA binding; single-stranded DNA binding. The coding region runs from base 1 to 3513 and encodes 1170 amino acids. The record is from RefSeq and is a predicted model, not a curated record. Gene Ontology annotation, biological process: double-strand break repair via homologous recombination. NCBI's taxonomy places the organism in Eukaryota, Fungi, Basidiomycota, Ustilaginomycetes, Ustilaginales, Ustilaginaceae.
AUGGCGUUGGGCAAGAGAGCUCUAGAUCGCGACGACCCGCUGCAGAAUGAAGACGAUGACGUCGAUGCACUCUCACCCAAACGUAUGCGUACCAAUGCUCAAGUCCCUUUGACCAAUGGAACGCCUCGACAAUCACAGACACAGUCGUCCCAACGAGCCGGCAGAUCACAAGCGAAUGCACCGCCCCAAGUCUCAGAUGAGAUGGUGACGCCGGACGAAGACGAGGGCAAUCACGAGAACGGAGAAGAGGAAGAAGAGAGCGAGAACGAUGACGAUGACGAAGGAGACGAGGAAGACGAACUUGAUUCAGAUGAUGAUCGAGCCGAACAGGAGCCUCGCUUGGCUGAUGCGGAUCAAAGCACUGCACAGUCCGGCAUUGUUGAAAAGAUUGAGUUGCGCAACUUCAUGUGUCAUGCCAACUUCUCCAUCGAGUUCGGUCCCACGCUCAACUUUGUCAUGGGUCGUAACGGCAGCGGUAAGAGUACCAUACUAACAGCUCUCAUGAUCGCAUUGGGUGGCAAGACCAGCUCCACCAACCGUGGUUCCAGCCUCAAGGAUCUUGUCAAGAAGGGCGAAUCUUCCGCCACCAUCACAGUUACCAUCCGCAAUCAGGGCAGCGACGCCUUCCGGCCUGAAAUGUAUGGCAAUUUGAUAGUCAUAGAGCGCCGCAUCCUCGCUGAAGGUGGUGGUGCCUGGAAGAUGAAGGCAGCCAACGGUAAAGUCAUUGCCACCACAAAGUCAGAGCUCGAGUCCUUUUGCGACUUUGCCAACAUUCAGCCCGACAAUCCGAUCCACAUCCUCACACAGGAUACUGCUCGUCAGUUCCUCGGCAGCUCAGACCCUUCAGAGAUCUACAAGUUCUUCCUCGAAGGUACCCAACUCAGUCAGCUGGUGCGCGAAUACAACCUCAUCGAGACACACGUUCGUAGCAUGAAGUCCGCCUUGGCACUCAAAUCGGGCGCUCUCGAACAGCUAGAAGCCAUGGCACAGCAAGCAUUACAGCAGUGGCAAAAGGUGCGCGAAACACGAGGCUAUCAGGACAAGAUUGAUGCCUUGAAUCGCGAGUUUGUCUGGGUUCAGGUCAACGAGGUCCGCGCCCAACUCGAGACCGCCGUCGAGAAGACCGAGCGCAUCCGAGCUAAGCUCGUCGCGUGCAAUAAGAGUCUCGAUGAAAGUCUCGAAGCGCUUGGACAGUGCGACGAGCGCAUCAAUCGACUCGAAGGUGAGAGCAACAACUUCGACGAUGUUUUCUCGCCGCUUCAGCAGCAGUACGAUGAGCUUGCAGUCAAGGAAAAGGACCUGGGCAAGCAGGUCAAAGCCUUCAACUCGCAGGAGCGUGAGCUCAACGAAAGCAUCAUCGAGCUCAACAAGGGCAUCGAGCGCUACGAGGAUCAGAUCCGUGAGGAGACAUCAAAGCUGGCUCGCGAAGGCAAAGCGCAUCGACAGCAACUCGAAGAGGAACGUCAAGACGUGCAGAGGCAAAGACAAGAGGUGCAGGACGGUUUACUUGACAAGGAAGAGCAGCAGCGCGAGAUUGAUAACAAGGCGAUAGACAUCGGUCAACGAGAGGAGGAGGAAGGACAGACGCUCCGACGCCUUCGAGACGAAUAUCAGAAUAACAGCUCGCGACUAGCGCAGUUGCGCGAGAGCACACGUAAUCGACUCACAGCUUUUGGUGGCCCCAAGAUCCCAGCUUUACUGCAAGCCAUCAACAGCGAGACGCGUUGGAGAUCAAAACCUCUCGGACCUCUCGGCACACAUCUCAAGCUCAAGGACAUGCGCUGGCAAAGAGUGCUGGAGAGUGUCAUCGGCAACACUCUCAACGCCUUCUUCGUGUCCAACUUUGGCGAUCGGAACCGCUUGAAAGCGAUCAUGGAUCGAGUCGGUGUUCAUUCACCGAUCAUCACGAGUAGCGAAAGGCUCUUCGACUACUCUCAGGGAGAGCCACGCCCAGAAAUCACCACCAUCCUGCGCGUACUGGACUGCGACAACGAGAUCGUCAAGCGUCAGCUCAUCAUGUCCGUCCAUAUCGAACGAGCCGCCCUCGUCGAACGACGCGUGGACGGCGAUAGGCUCAUGCGAACGCAACCAUACAAUGUCCAGGCAUGUUUCUCUGCCGACAUGUUCAGCAUCAGUGGUGGUCAAGCAGGUUCGUUGUCCGCUGCAUUGCAGGAUCAUCGAGGAGCGCCACGUCUGUCGCAGAAUGUUGGGGAUGCCAUUCGCAACCUCGAAGCCGAACAGCAGCGACUCGAUCAGGAGAUUGCCGAGUGCAGCCAGCGCUUACGCGAUCUCAAGCAGGAGAGAAACCGGCUUGAGCGUAGUAAGGAGACACUCAGACGCGAACUUCAAGGCCUGCGAAUGCGCAAAGACGUGCUUCGUCAGGAGCUCACCCGUCUCGACGAGCAGAUGCAGGAAGCUGCACCAGGUAACAUCUCGGCGCUCGAAGACGCCAAGCGAGAGCUCGAAUCACAGAAGGAGGUCAUUUUGCAGCAGUUCCAGGAUAUCCAGACGCAGAAAACAGAAGUGCAAGCCGAAAGAGCACCUUUACGCAGCGAGAUCCAGGCACUCGACGAGCGCAAACGCCAGUACGAGGACAAGAUGGGCCAUCUUCAACAGCGUCUUGUGGAAGCCGUAGCUGAACGUGUCAAGCAGAUCAACAACCGUGACCACUGGCAGAAGAAGCGCGAAGGCAUUGAAGCUGCCAUCAAGGCGAGUGAAGCGGAAGAGACAACCCUGGAAGAGGACCAUCGCAAGAUGGAAGAGGACGCCAAGCAGUACUGCGACGAAGUUGAGACGACUCGCAGCAUGGCUGAGAUCGAGGCUGAGAAGGCCCAUCUCCAACAACUCAAGAAGAAGGCUGCCUCAGAAGCUGGAGUCACACUCGAACAAGCCGCGGAAGAAUUACACAAACGCAAGCAGGCUCUAAACGAUGCCAAGGAGGAAGUGGCUAACAUGAACGAAGCCGAGCGACGUCUGCAUAGCUCUCUGGCCGUUCGUUACGCCAAAUGGAACUUCUUCCGUCGAUCUAUCGCUCUUCGUGCUAAAAGCAACUUUGCUCGAAAUCUCGCGACACGAGGCUACGAGGGCACGCUCAAGUUCAACCACAAGGCCGAAAAGCUCUCGCUUGCCGUCGACACCCAGAAUCGAGAACAGCGGGGAGCAACAGCCGGCGCCAACGCAGCAUCUCAAACGCAACGCGCAGCACAGCAGCAGCAUUCGAACAAAGGCAUGUCCGGCGGAGAGCGAAGUUUCGCUACCGCCUGUCUGCUGUUGUCGUUGUGGCAGGCGAUGAGCUCGCCGAUCCGGUGUCUAGAUGAGUUCGACAUCUUCAUGGACCAAGUGAAUAGGAGGGUGGCGCUGUCGAUGAUCAUGAACGAGGCAAGGGCGACACCGCAUGUUCAGUACAUCAUGAUCACGCCACAGGAUAUGCCGGAUAUGAAGGCCGAGAUGAAGGAUGUGCGGAUGCUGGUUGUCAAUCCCCCAGAGCGGGGAGGGGGUGCAUUGGCUGAUUGA